AUGGCUGCGAACCAAGAUUAUGGAUCUUCGUUAGCAAAUGCGUUCACAAAUGGAAUGAAUGAUAGGAGUAAGCCUUACCGAGCACUUCUCAAGAUGUACAGGGAGUACCAUGAAGCCGUCGUUGCAAGGCACAAUGCAGAGGUCGAAGUCUAUCGCAUUUUAGGUAAACUCGAACUCUUGGAAGAUCUCUUCAACGACUAA
Molecule: messenger RNA, 201 nt
Organism: Eruca vesicaria subsp. sativa (arugula)
Lineage: Eukaryota; Viridiplantae; Streptophyta; Magnoliopsida; Brassicales; Brassicaceae
Source: the annotation of a GenBank genome assembly